Molecule: messenger RNA, 1017 nt
Organism: Physcomitrium patens
Lineage: Eukaryota; Viridiplantae; Streptophyta; Bryopsida; Funariales; Funariaceae
Source: RefSeq, a predicted model, not a curated record
UAUGUCGAGUUUGUUAACGCGUGUAUGAACUCCCAAUUUAAGAAUACACGCGAGGUUUUAUAAAGGGUUCUCAAGUAUAUUGUCACAUUUUUUAGUUGGUUCAAGUAGAGUUGUACUCCUGCACUCUGUUCCUGUAUUUGUCAGCCUCUCUGCUAGGGGUAUUUACAGAGUGUACCUGGUCAAAUUUUGCGCCAUGAACGAGUAGAUGACGGUAGCGUCGGAAGCACAGCCACAUCACACUAAGUCCUGAAUCUCAACGCAAAGUAGAUUCCCAAGUUAAUAAAUACUUCACAAAUUAUUUUGAAAGGAAAAGGGUGAUUCUUGUUUCAAUUUGGGUUGCAAAUCCACCAGAAUGGCAGCCAACAGUGCAAAGUCAGCUAGACCUGUCGAGGGAAGGAAAGGCGCUAAAGAUGAAAGUAUCGCCAAGGCUGCAGGCGUUGUUGUUGCUAGCGGCAUAGCUUGGAGCUUGUUCAGAUCGAUCACCAGUAGGGGGGAACAGCAGAAUAACGGUGACACAUUGAGCAAAGAGGUGAAGCUGAAUGCCGGAGAUGCUGCGCUUGGGGUAAGUAGUACAAGGGGCACAUCAGAUCCUGCUGGAAGAAAAAUUUCAAAUUUCGGGUAUAAGGCAGCCGGAAAGACUGUUCAAGUGCAUGAUGGCGAUACUCUGUGGGGGCUUGCGAUGAAGCAUAAUGUUUCGGUGGAUGCGUUGAUAGCGAUUAACGGAAUCAAAGACGGAGACAGUAUAAUUGUUGGGGACACGAUCAUCCUUCCAAAAGCUCUAAAACCUUGAGCUUGUUAUGGCACAGAAAGGCUUUAAAUACUUCAUUAAAUUCUGUCAUUCGGGAUAGCAACUUUUCUGGUGGAUGUUAUCAUGUUGUUGCAUCCUUUUGGUAUUGUCCUCUAUGUGGCUUUACGAUAAUCGGCAAUAUUUUAGUUCAUCUGCAUUGUUCUCAGUAGGUGUUGUAUUAAGGAUUCCUUUUGAAACUGUUGUACAAUAAAAAGAAGUGUUUAUGAGUA